Molecule: messenger RNA, 2780 nt
Organism: Medioppia subpectinata
Lineage: Eukaryota; Metazoa; Arthropoda; Arachnida; Sarcoptiformes; Oppiidae
Source: the annotation of a GenBank genome assembly
AAACCGUUGAGAGCCUUCACCAGACAUAAUGAGUUCAUUAAAACUUUGAAAUAUCAUACAAUUAGUGGAGUUUAUGGCUAUAAACCAAAACAAAACCAAUUUGUUUGCGAUAAUAUUGCCGUAAAAAGAAGAUCUCAAAACAAUGCAGACAUUCAUGAAUUAGUGAACGCGUUUAGAAGUAGAGGUCAUCUGUUAAGCCGUUUGGAUCCGCUCUCAUUGACUGAAGGCAAGAGUUUAGAUGCCCUUAACAUUGACAUCAGUCGUUAUGAGACAAGUCAAUCGGUGAUCGAUCCCAAAGAGUUUGUCAAUUUGGGACGAAAUGAGUGCAGAAUUGAAGAGAUGGUGAACUUCUUGAAAGGAACCUAUUGUGGAAACAUAAGCAUUGAGUUCAUGCACUUGACUGAUGCCAAUGAACGGCUUUGGAUCGCAAACAAGUGGGAAGAUAUCAUAGCGAACACCACUUUCACUGAACAACACAAGAAGCGUUUGGCAUCAGAUCUGCUGAAGUCUGAACUUUUUGAUCACUUUUUGACGAAAAAGUUCUCAUCAGUAAAACGAUACGGAGGAGAGGGCUCUGAAACUAUGAUCACUUUCUUUGAGCACAUUUUUGAGGCCAGUUGUGAGAGCGGAGUAUCGGAUGUCAUCGUAGGAAUGCCUCACAGGGGAAGACUCAACCUAUUGACCAAUUCGUUGAAUUACCCGCCGGUUAUUCUCUUUCAGAAAAUGAUGGGAAAGCCUGAGUUCAACCUAAACGAGAGUAACGGAGCGACUGGUGAUGUGCUCUCACAUAUGUUCACAUCCAUUGACAGGCAAUUUGCAGACAAAUCGGUUCACAUAAUACUACUGCCAAACCCCUCGCACUUGGAGGCCAUUAGUCCGGUUGUGAGCGGCAAAGCCAGAGGCAAAGCCAUGACCAAAAAUGUCGGUCCCUAUAGCGAGGCCAACAAAAUAUCACCCAUUUUAGGCAUUCAAGUGCACGGAGACGCCGCCUUCACUGGACAGGGCAUCAUAAUGGAGACACUGGCUAUGGCUAAUGUACCUCAUUAUUCGGUCGACGGGUCCAUACAUUUAAUAGUAAACAAUCAAAUCGGUUACACAACUCCCGGACAGACCAGUCACGGAAGAUCUUCCAUGUAUAGCAGCGAUGCACUCAAAGCCAUUGACGGCCCGUGUAUUCACGUGAACGGUGAGGACCCCGAGAGUGUGGUAAAGGCGGCACAGUUUGCCUUAGAGUAUAGACAAACUUUUGGUAAAGAUAUAGCCGUGGAUUUGGUUUGCUAUCGCCAGUGGGGACACAACGAAUUGGAUGACCCGACUUAUACCAACCCAAUCAUGUACUCAACCAUUCAUUCCCGUGAUAUGACAAUACCUCAAAAAUACUCACAACAAGUCCUGAGCAAUGAUGAGAAGCAGCUAAUUGUCGACCAAUACACAGCUUUUCUCAAUCAACACUUUCAAGACAUCAAUCAUUACAAACCCGUCAACACUAACUUUAAGGGAGUCUGGAGUCAAAUAACACAGGCGUCCGAUAAAGCCAUCACUCGAUGGGAUACAAGUGUUGAACCGGACGUCUUGUAUUAUAUUUGCGGCAAAUCUAUUAAUAUACCAAAUGAAUUCAAUUUGCAUCCAAACCUUAAUAAAGUACUCAAUGAAAGGCUAAAUAAACUUAAAGAAGGUGUUAAAAUCGAUUGGGCGACGGCUGAAGCACUGGCUUUCGGUUCAUUGCUUUAUCAGGGAUUCAAUGUUAGGAUCUCUGGACAAGACGUCGGAAGAGGCACAUUCAGUCAAAGGCAUGUUAUGUUAGUCGACCAGAAGAACGGCGAUACUUAUAUACCAAUUAACAAAUUAAUUGAUAAUCAAAAGGGUUUUAUCGAAGUUUGCAAUUCUAUACUCAGCGAAGAAGCAGUUCUUGCCUACGAAUGGGGUUUAAGUAUUGAUAAUCCAAACAAUUUGGUCAUAUGGGAGGCACAGUUCGGUGACUUCUUCAAUGGCGCGCAAAUUAUCUUCGAUACAUUCGUGUCUUCGGGUGAGACUAAAUGGGGUCUCUCUUCGGCACUCACUAUACUCUUACCCCAUGGCUAUGAAGGCGCAGGUCCGGAACACUCUUCGUGUCGAAUGGAGCGCUUCCUGCAAAUGAGUGAUUCCAAAGAGAGUGGCGUCGAUAGCGAUCACAUAAACUGGUCCAUCGCUAACCCGAGCACUCCCUCGCAGUACUUCCAUUUGCUUCGGCGCCAAAUGAUUCGCGAUUACCGAAAGCCGUUGAUUGUCAUCACACCGAAGAUACUUCUUCGACACCCGGCGUGUGUUUCAGGCAUUGAAGAGUUCACAAACUCGUCGUCUUUCAGCCCAGUAUUAAGCGAUCCGUUCGUUACAAAUGAUUCCGAUAUAAAGACAGUUGUGUUGUGUUCGGGAAAACAUUUCUAUACGUUAAGCAAAGAGAGGGAAGAGAAAAACGCCAAACAUGUGGCCAUAAUUCGUUUGGAAGAGUUGUGUCCCUUUCCUGCCAAUGAAAUCUCAGCCCAACUCUCAAAAUUUAAAUCAGUAAAAGAAUUCAUAUGGAGUCAAGAAGAACACCAGAAUAUGGGCGCCUGGAGUUACGUUAGACCUCGCUUUCAAGAUAUUCUCAAUUGUCGACUCCGAUAUGUGGGUAGACCCCCACUGUCCGCACCGGCCGUUGGCAUUGGAGAACUGCACAAACAGGAAGCGGCAGAUAUACUAUUGGAUACGUUUAGAAGCAAAUAAAUCAAAUUACAAUAAAAGCAAUUAAAUAAUUAAAACAA